Acanthosepion pharaonis is the source of this 3009-nucleotide messenger RNA. NCBI's taxonomy places the organism in Eukaryota, Metazoa, Mollusca, Cephalopoda, Sepiida, Sepiidae. The record is from the annotation of a GenBank genome assembly.
AUGGCGAUGUUGAAUCUGAUUUUAUUUGCAUUGUCUUGUGGAAUUGUUUUUGUACAAUCAAAAAUAACUGCUAAGAAUAAAACAUUACUAAUUAAAGCAGGAGACCCAUUUACACUUGAGUGUGAUGACCCUUCAGCAAAAUGGAGAUUAAAUAGAAGGAUUAUAGCUAACUGUGAAAAUUGUCAUUCAUCCACAUGUAAUAUUGAUGAAGCUUACAAGAAUCGAAUAACUGCUUUUUGUAAACAAGGAUAUUCUGUACUUCACUUCAAUUCAACUCAGAUUGGAGAUAGAGGAGGUUUACACUGUCCAGAAUCUGAAUCUGCUACUUUCCAACUUCUUGUAGGAAAUUAUAAUAUCACACACUUUCGUUCUGAAAAUAAAUUCCCUUUUGCCUUGAACCAAAAGAGUUAUACAUUGGUUUGUGAUAAAGAACAGAAUGGAGAAAUGAUCUGGUUUGAUAUUACCUGUGAUGCAAAGCAAAAGAAAGGAACAUUUCACAUAAAACAAGUUUCCUUAAGUCAAGAUGGAAAUAUCAUUGGUUGUGAAAGUGCUGGACAGCUUUACUUAUUCCGUUUAACAGUUAAUGUUCCUGUCACAUCUGUAUCUAUUCAACUUCCAAAUCAAGAUCUUGAAAAUAAAUAUGGAAUAUUUGUUUGUAAAGUUGAAGAGUCAAAACCAGAAGCUUCUUUUCAGUGGAUUAUUGCUUAUCAGAAUGGAUCAUUGCAGGAAAUUCAGCAGAAAUCCUUAAUAUCUAAGACAGCUAAAGGAAAACUUUGGCAAACAAGUUCUACUCUAACGCUGAAUUUAAUGAGAGACUAUAAGAAGAUUAUGUGCAAAGCAAGAAUUGAAAAUAUGACCUGGACAAAUUCUCAGUAUCAAUUAUUAGAUAUAAAAUAUCCACCUCAAGGAAAGCCAAGAAUCAUUUUGUCCCAAUCUGGAAUAUGUGCAGGGAAAUCUACAGAAAUUAAAUGUGAAUGGAAAGGUGGUAAUCCUGAAGCUACUGUAGAACUAUCAUGUCUUUCUGAAGUCAAAAAAGGACAAAGUUCUGUUAGCAUAAAAAAAAAUGUGACUCAAGAUAUGAGUCAAUUUUGUAUUUGUAAAGGAACACAUAUUGUUAAAGAAGAUAAUGUGACUGAAGAACUGGAUAUUCAGUAUCCUCCAAAUAAAGUAACAAUUGCUCAGACAUCAUAUCUUGAAGGUCAAACUACCUCACUAAUUUGUGAGGCAUCAGGUGGUAAUCCUGAAGUUUACAGUUACACAUGGUCACCUGGCAAAUAUCCUCCUUCAAAUGUGAUUAAAACACAUUUGUCUCGAACCUUGAACAAAAAAACAGUUACUUGCUAUGCGCAUCAUAAAUGUAAGGGAGGUAAUCCUGUAUCUUCAACCAUAAAACUCAAUGUAGAAUAUUAUCCCAUCAUAAAUACAAUUGAUAGUAUGACAGUGAUUGAAAAUCAAACAAAUGAAUUUAGUUGUCUGGCAGAAGGUAAUCCCAAACCAACAAUAACCUGGAAAAUUAGAAACCAGAUUUACAAGUCUAAGUUGUUGCAAGUUUCUUUUACUCAUUCUAAUGUAAGUAAAGUUCAAUGCAUUGCAACAGCUAACAGCUCCAAACAUGGUAUUUUGAAAAGUUCUAAAAACAUUUCCAUUUUUGUUACAUAUUCACCAGUAAUUACUAUUCGUCAUAAUGUCACCAACUUACAACAAAAAGCCCAGAUCAAUUGCACAGCUCAUGCAAAUCCCAAUAAUAUACAAUACAGAAUGGUUCAAAAAUGGGGGACAAUAAUCAAAAAAGAUAUUCCAAAGAACCAUGUGACUAUCCAAAAUAUUUCUUUCCAAGACAUGGGAACCUGGAUAUGCCUCGCAAGCAAUGAUAUACCUAAAAAGAACUAUUAUAGUGAGAAAUCUACUGAAAUUAAAUUAAAUGUUGCAGCACAUUUUCAAGGUAAUAAAAAUGAAACUGCAAAUGUUGGAUCUGAGAAACUUUUGAAAAUCUGUUUUUAUUGCUAUCCUGAAGCUACUCAAAUGAUAUGGUACAAAGGGAAUGAGGAAAUGCCAUUUGAUACAAUUUUUUACAUCCCUGCAAAAGAGGGGUUAUUUCCUUUUCCUGGCAAGUGCAGCAUUUUGGAACUGAAAAUAAAUGAGAAAAUAGUCCAGAUUUAUUCUUUAAAAGUUAUCAAUCUGGUUGGCCAAAGGACUUUUGAAUUGACUUUAGACACAGUGAUUCCAAGUAAUUCAUCAACUGAGCCACCAAUUUACAUAAUUGUAUCUUCUGUGAUUGCAGUAAUUGUUGUUCUUCUUAUUAUUGGUGGAAUUAUUUGUUUCAAAUUCCGAAAAUCAUCAAACAAAACACAAAGCAACACCAUUCCUAUAAAUAAUUUGAGAAUGUCAAAUGGUCAACAGGAUGAAGAAGAACCUCGAUAUGCUGAUAUAUCAAACCGUCUAUCUGUGAAAGAACAAGAGAAUGGAAAUGAACCAGCGUACAUUAAUAUGGCAAACAAACCACCUGACAAAGGUCAUCUGGAUAUAUCUACUCAAGUAUAUCUACUCAAGUAUAUCUACUCAAGUAUAUCUACUCAAGUAUAUCUACUCAAGUAUAUCUAUAAAAAGUAUAUCUACUCAAGUAUAUCUACUCAAGUAUAUCUACUCAAGUAUAUCUACUCAAGUAUAUCUAUAAAAAGUAUAUCUACUCAAGUAUAUCUACUCAAGUAUAUCUACUCAAGUAUAUCUACUCAAUAUAUCUACUCAAGUAUAUCUACUCAAGUAUAUCUACUCAAGUAUAUCUACUCAAGUAUAUCUAUAAAAAGUAUAUCUACUCAAGUAUAUCUACUCAAGUAUAUCUACUCAAUAUAUAUCUACUCAAGUAUAUCUAUAAAAGUAUCAAGUAUAUCUACUCAAGUAUAUCUACUCAAGUAUAUCUAUAAAAAGUAUAUCUACUCAAGUAUAUAUCUAUAUCUCUCAAGUAUAUCUACUCAAGUAUAUCUACUCAAGUAUAUCUAUAAAAAGUCUUGA